AUGCUUGGCUUCAUUUGGAAAAUCUUUCUUUGCUUUCUGAUUCUGGAAACGAUUAAAGGCGAUCUUCAAAUAGUUGCAGCAGAAGGUUUUUUGUCUACAGGAGGACAGACUAAAGAUAGUUCACCAAACUCCCAGCUCAGUGGCUGGCAACUGGAAAACCCCUCUCUACCUCCUGAGUUGAAAAAGUUUAAUGGCAUUGUGGAGGCUGAACAAUUUCACAAGCAUUUGCUGUUACGAAGGAAACGGUCCAUUCUUUUUCCUAGUGGAGUUAAAAUCUGCCCUGAUGAAUCCGUUGAGCAGGCUAUUGCCAACCAUCUGAAAUAUUUCAGGCUCAGAGUGUGUCAGGAAACAGUCUGGGAGGUCUUCAAGACAUUCUGGGAUAGACUGCCAGAGCGUGAAGAAUAUCAGACCUGGAUGAGCCUGUGUGAGGAGGGAACAAUGACUACUUUUGAAAUGGGCACAAACUUCAGUCAGUCUGAGGAGCACCGGAGUCUGAUUGUGAAGAAAUUGUCCUAUACAAAGGAAGCAAUGGGCAGCUCCUGCACUGAUUGGUCAUGUGGCAGUAGUGGGACGCCAACUCCAGCUUCGGAUGCUGAUGUUACCACAUUGAGAGAUGCAGCUGCCAAUGUUCCCCCCCCACACGAAAUCUCCAUUGAAAGUCCUGUGGCUGGCACCAUCCCUGAGAUUGAAGAUGCAGACACUACUAUCAAUAAUGAGAUAAAGAAGCAGGAUGAGAAGCUAGUGAGACCUGUAACUGAGCAGAUGAUUGAGUUCAGCACUUUGAUUAUUGGUGAAAAGUACAGUGAGGAGCUGAGUGAUUCGGCUACUGUAAAGCAUCAGCUGCUUUCUGAACGAUUCAUUUCUCAGAUUGAAAGUGUAUUUGAAGGACUGCCUGGAUACAAAAGCAUCCACAUCCUGGAUUACAGCGCUCCUGAGGAGGACAGUGGAGUGGAAGUUCACUAUGCUGUUACGUUUGGUGGAAAAGCCAUCAGCAAUGCCACCUGGGACCUGAUUAAUCUUCAAUCCAACAAGGUGGAGGACAACUCCUUUAUGGGCAUAGAGGAUAAUCCUACAGUCGUGUACACAAUCAGUGAUUUCCGAGACUAUAUUGCCGAAAUCCUUCAGAAAAAUGCCUUGCUUGAAAACACAUCCUUGUCUUUAGACCCUAACUCUCUCCAACUUACUAAUGUGAAAGAAAUACUCCACCCUACACCAGAAGAUCCAUCCUGGAUUACUGAGCAUCCAGUUGUGCUGGAGCGUCCGGAGUUUGAUGACAGCACCUUUUUAGCUGAACGGCCUUCAGCAGAUGAAUCAACUGUCAGCAAUACCUUGCCCUUUGAUUUCACCAAACCAGAUUCCCCUUCAGACAUUGAAGAGUCCAAUGACAAUGAAAUCCGGCCAAGACCAGUAAAUCUGGACUCUGAGACCAGUUUGGCACCUGAAGCUCCGCUUUCCUCAGAGGCUGAUGUCACUUCUUUUCCUGAUGAGCUGAAUUUAGAGGAUGAGAAUUUGGUCACUGCACCAGUGUUUGGACGUGAUUCUGUGGACUCCCUGGAAUGGCUUUCAGCCCCCAGUUCCUUAGAUGUGUUUGAAGAUACUGGACCAUCUGAAGACCUUUUGCCUUCAAGUCCUCCUCACCUUGUGCCUGAAGAACCUCCAUCUACAGAUGAUUAUGCAGUUCCUCUACCUCCUGCACCAACAGUGGCCUCUUCAUCAGUCGUAGAGACUGAUAGUAAAGAAACAGCAUCUACUGAGAAGGAAGAAGUAACUCAAGGCAGUCCUGCAAGCAGUAACAGUGCUGAUCCUGUGUUGCGUGAAUCUGUGGAAGAAAAUUCAUUUCCCUUAGAAGUGUACCCUGUGGAAGAUGAAACCGAUGUAUAUCUUGGAGACAGAGUUAUAUAUGAUGAUGGGUCUGGUUCAGCUUUUGACGGUUCAGGAAAAGAAAUGGAGUCAAGUAUUUGGCCUUGGGAAGAGGCAACACUGGAACCAAUUUUUUACCCUGGUCCUGAUAGCUGGCUUGAUGAUGACAAUGAGUCUUUGUUAAUCAGAACUGAGGAUAUUCCUGAAGGCAUGAUCUUGGACUAUAUUCUUAACUCCAGGAAUAAAUUAGAUGAUGAUCCUUCCCAAGAUGAGAAUGAAGGUAUGGCCGAUAUAAAAGAUAAUUUCCUCGAUGAGUCUGAAAUAUUUGUCUUUCCAGAGACUACAACUCAGCAGGUACCUCUCUUACAGACAGAAGAGCCAUCAUCUGUGGAACCAUCUACACAGAAGGAAACAUUAGGCAUGUAUGAUUCUUCAUUUGAUAAACCAUCUUUGAGUUUGGAGCCUUCACUGGACCAUUCCUUUGUAGACCUGCCGACUGAAGAGGCUCCUAUCUCACCACACAACAUAGAUCUGUCCAUGGAAGAUAGUCUACAUAUGUCAACAGGGACCAUCCAUAUGGAGCAACCUGAAGAGUCCAAUGUAGGUCAGAACAUUAUUUCUGAAGCUGUGGAACAGCAAAAUGAAGACAGGACAAUGGUAGAACUAUUUACCGAGGAGCUAUCAGAGGUAACUGAAGCUACUACAAUAGGCUACUUGGACAAAAAUUUUUCAGAAACUGUUCUGACUGCAGAUUCUUCUACAAUAAACCCUGAUGCUUCCAUGGUAAACACCGAUGCUUCCACAGAAGACCAGCAGACCAUAGAUUCAUCAUUGGCAGGCCAAGACACUACUAGGUCAACUGUGAAGAAACCUGCUGAUGUUUGGCCUACUGACAGAGCACUGGAAAACUCCUUAGAUCAGCCAGUACAACCAGCAGCACCAGCUGCCACUCAAGUUUCAACUGUAGUUCCUUCUGCACUAGAUCAUACCACUGUUGCAGAGGGCUUUGCUGGACAGGGCAUCACAGACCACAAUACACUUGUUUCCAUGAGUGUCAGCACUGCUGGGAACCCUUUCAUAACAGUGAGUGUAACAACCACCACUGCUGAGCUUCUGUCCCAUCUCCCUCCUGUGGGAUCCACCACAGCAUUGCCUGUGGCUACCUCAACAAAGCCAGGAGAUGAAACAACAAGAGUUCUGGAUGUUUCAGUGGACCUGGAUCAUAUGAGCACUGUCCACUUUUCUCCUGAGCUGACGGAGAAGGGAAGGAGCAUAACUGAAAGUCAUGUGGAGCUGACAACUCAUGUGCAGUCCACAGAGAUGGCCAGCGCGGCCUGGGCCACGCAUGAAAAUCGCAGUAGCACUCCUGUCCCAUCACGAGCUCUCGUGGUGUUUUUCAGUCUUCGGGUUACCAACAUGAUGUUUUCAGAGGACCUUUUUAAUAAAAACUCCCCUGAAUACAAAGCAUUGGAGCAGCGAUUCUUGGAACUGCUGGUGCCCUACCUUCAGUCAAAUCUAACUGGCUUCCAGAACCUGGAAAUCCUGAACUUCAGAAAUGGCAGCAUUGUGGUAAACAGCCGAAUGAAAUUUGCUAAACCUGUGCCUCGAAACGUCACCAAUGCUGUGUAUAUGAUCCUGGAAGACUUCUGCAACACUGCAUAUCACACCAUGAACCUGGCCAUUGAUAAAUACUCCCUGGAUGUGGAAUCAGGUGAGCAGGCAGAUCCUUGCAAGUUCCAGGCCUGCAAUGAGUUCUCUGAAUGCUUAGUCAAUCGCUGGAGUGGGGAAGCUGAGUGUGUCUGCAAUCCAGGCUACCUGAGCAUUGAUGGGCUACCCUGCAAUAGCAUUUGUGACCUGCAACCAAACUUUUGCCUGAAUGAUGGGAAGUGUGACAUCAGCCCUGGGCAAGGGGCCAUCUGUAGGUGUCGUGUGGGAGAGAACUGGUGGUACAGAGGGGAGCACUGUGAAGAAUAUGUGUCUGAGCCACUAGUUGUGGGUAUUGCAAUCGCUUCUGUGGCAGGAUUCCUUCUUGUGGCAUCUGCUAUCAUCUUCUUCUUGGCCAGAACCCUUCGAGACCAGUACACAAAGAGUGAUACUGAGGACUCACAAGGGCAGGGUGACAGCCUCUCGUCCAUUGAGAACGCAGUUAAAUACAACCCCAUGUAUGAAAGUGAUACAACUGGCUACAGCCAUUAUUACCGGAGAUACCCUCAGCUAACGUCCUACAGUUCCACCAGUGCAGAGACAUCCACAGACUACAGCAGUGAAGAGAUCAGGCACAUUUAUGAAAACAGUGAGCUUACUAAGGAGGAAAUACAGGACAGAAUUCGAAUUAUAGAGCUCUACGCUAAAGACCGUCAGUUUGCAGAGUUUGUUAGGCAGCACCAAAUAUGGAAAGUCAUAAAGGCUGCCUCAUAUAAAGCUUCAGAUCCAGUGUUUGAAAGAUUUCAGCCUGCUGACUGUAACGCCGCUCAGCGGAAACAGUCCUCACGGACGGUGAGGGCCAAGCAGCUGUCGCCUCCCACGGCCAACAGCUCCGGGGACCCAGGCACGCUGGUCCCAGCCCCUCGCCGCCGUGCCCGUAUCCGAGGCCGCGCCCGGAAGGGCUCCGCGGUGCCCCUCUGCGGCCGCCAGAGUGCGGCAGAGGCUGAGGCACAGCCGGCCGGGCCGGCCUAG
This is a messenger RNA of Colius striatus (speckled mousebird), 4536 nucleotides long. RefSeq names its product interphotoreceptor matrix proteoglycan 2 (gene IMPG2). The record is from RefSeq and is a predicted model, not a curated record. Lineage: Eukaryota; Metazoa; Chordata; Aves; Coliiformes; Coliidae. Gene Ontology annotation, biological process: visual perception. Gene Ontology annotation, molecular function: hyaluronic acid binding; heparin binding. The transcript is spliced from 21 exons. The coding region runs from base 1 to 4536 and encodes 1511 amino acids.